Colletotrichum karsti is the source of this 1533-nucleotide messenger RNA. Its product is annotated as polyamine transporter 3. The transcript is spliced from 5 exons. The record is from RefSeq and is a predicted model, not a curated record. Bases 1 to 1533 code for a protein of 510 amino acids. Gene Ontology annotation, molecular function: transmembrane transporter activity. Gene Ontology annotation, biological process: transmembrane transport. NCBI's taxonomy places the organism in Eukaryota, Fungi, Ascomycota, Sordariomycetes, Glomerellales, Glomerellaceae.
AUGGCAGACCAAUCUGUUACCGAAAAAGACGUCGUUUCGACCACAGCCAACGGGAAUACCUCAGUUUCCAGUGACACCGAGCGCCUAUCAGAGGCUGUUGAUCGGACACCAAAUGUCGAGGAGAAUCACGAAGAGCCCGACGUCGUUGAUUGGGAUGGUCCUGACGACCCUGAAAACCCCAUGAACUGGCCCGAAUCACGAAAAUGGGUCAACCUAGCGCUCAUGUCAAUUUUGACCAUUAUCUCCCCACUGGGUUCGUCGAUGUUCGCGCCCGGUGUUGCAAAGAUCUUGGUCGAGUUCAAUACCAACUCUCCCAUGGUUGCCACAUUCGUAGUGUCGAUCUACUUUCUCGGCUUCGCGUUUGGUCCUCUUGUCGUCGCACCGCUCAGUGAGAUUUACGGACGUGUAUACGUCUAUCACGUUGGUAACUUUGCCUUCACCAUUUUCAGCAUUGGUGCUGCAUUGAGCGUUGAUAUGGAGAUGCUCAUGGCUUUCCGUUUCAUCAUGGGCGUUGUGGGAUCAGUCCCCACCACAAUCGGCGUGGGGAGCAUUGUUGACGUGAUGGCUCUCGAGAAACGAGGGCGGGCUAUCUCUUUAUGGGCUUUGGGUCCCCUUCUUGGACCAUGUAUUGGGCCGGUUGCUGGUGGCUAUCUCAUCGAGCGGGUUGGGUGGAGGUGGGUAUACUGGCUGCUUGCCAUCAUGGGCGGAGUGUUCAGUGUUUUGGCACUCUUGAUCAUGCGAGAAACUUACGCGCCCGUCCUUCUCGAGCGCAAGACACGAAGGCUGCGCAAAUCCACGGGCAACCAGGCUCUGCGCAGCAAACUCGAAACCCAUGGGAGCAACAAGAUUCGCAUGGCCAUCAUUCGGCCUCUCAAAUUCCUGCUCGCGACGCCUCUGGUCACUAUAAUUGCUGUUUACGUGGGCGUCUUGUACGGAAUUCUUUACCUCUUGAUCACAACGUUUUCAUUUGUGUACGCCGAUCAGUACAACUUCGGCGAGGGGACGACUGGUCUCUCAUUUCUUCCCGCUGGACUGGGCAUGGUGAUUGGGGUCACGUCGUUUGGUCACCUGCAGGAUUAUUUGGUACACCGCGCCAAUAAGAACAUGCAACCUGGGGAGAAGUACAAGCCCGAGGUGAAGCUGACGCCUUGGGUGACGAUACCAACGGGGUUUACUUUGCCAAUUGGCCUCUUCAUCUACGGAUGGACGACGCACUACAAAGUCCACUGGAUCGUACCGAUGAUUGGCGUUGUCAUUUUGUCGGCCGGUCUGACUGGUGUCACAAUGUGUGUCCAGAACUAUCAGAUGGACUCGUACCCAAGAUACGCCGCGUCAGGAUCGGCUGCGGUUAUGCUUCUGAGAUCACUAAUCGGAGCACUACUGCCACUGGGAGGACUGAAGAUGUAUGACGCCUUGGGUCUGGGAUGGGGGAAUAGCCUUCUAGCAUUCAUGUGUCUGACUUUGGUUCCCGUUCCGGUUUUACUGUACUUAUAUGGCCAGAGGCUGAGGCAGAAAUUCGAUCCUGUCCUCUGA